CAUCAACCUAUAAAACGCGAAUUGGGUUCUUCUGAUGAGACAAAGAUAAGCGCGAUUGGAGAAAUAAGAAAGAGAUAGAAAGAUAGGAUGGCUUCACGCUGGGCGAACGACGAAGCCGACAAGGCGGAGGACGCCCGUAGGAAGAAAGAGAAGGAGGAGAAGAAGCGCCAGAAACUCGCGAAACAGCAGGCCGAGCAGGAGGCUGCUGCUGCACGUGCGGCUGCAGAACGGGAGCAAGCAUCGCGACCGGCUAAGAGAAGAAGAUUAUCUGCCUCCCCUGAGAAGGAGGGUGGUGCAUCAGGCGUUUCUGGAGAGGCAAAGGUAUUGAGAUUUGAAGCUGGAAGUUGGGGUCCUUGUCGACAUAUCAAUAAUUUCGAGACAUUGAAUCAUAUCGAGGAAGGCAGCUAUGGUUGGGUUUCAAGAGCAAAAGAGAUUGGAACAUCGGAAAUUGUGGCUUUGAAGAAGGUCAAGAUGGACUACGUAAACGAUGGCUUUCCGAUCACAGCAUUGCGAGAGAUUGCGAUGUUACAGAAGGCACGGCACAAGAACAUCGUAGACUUGAAAGAGGUAGUCGUGGGAGACUCUCUGGAUGAGGUGGUACUUGUAAUGGAAUUCAUCGAGCACGACCUCAAGACCCUCCAAGAAGACAUGGCCGAGCCCUUCCUCGCCUCCGAAGUGAAAACCCUCCUGCGCCAAUUAGUCUCCGGCGUAGAUUUCCUCCACCAAAACCACAUCAUGCACCGCGAUCUCAAAACCUCAAAUAUCCUCCUCAACAACCGCGGCGCCCUCAAACUCGCAGACUUCGGCAUGGCCCGCUUCAUCCCACCACCCAACGCGCCCCUGACCCAACUCGUCGUAACCCUCUGGUACCGCGCCCCGGAGCUCCUCCUCGGCACGACAACCUACAGCACCGAAGUCGACAUGUGGUCCGUGGGCUGCAUAUUCGGCGAACUGCUCCUCAAAGAGCCUCUCUUACCAGGCAAGAACGAAGUCGACGAGCUCGCCAAGAUUUUCGCGCUGUGCGGCCUCCCGGACGAAAAGUCGUGGCCGGGCUUCUACCGCCUCCCCAACGCGAAGAGCCUGCGGCUUCCGCGCGACACGAGGGGCCCGAAACCUGGCCCCGUGAUACGCACGAAGUUCCCGCUGCUGACGAAUAAGGGGGUGGAGUUGUUGACGGAGCUGUUGUCGAUGAAUCCCGAGGGGCGGCCGACGGCGGGGGAUAUGCUGAAUCAUGCGUAUUUCACGGAGAGUCCGAAGCCGAAGCCGCCGGAGAUGUUUCCUACGUUUCCGAGUAAGGCGGGGCAGGAGAGGAGGAGGAAGAGGAGUCCGAAUGCGCCGCAAAGGGGGGAUGCGCCGGGGAUGGGCGGCGCGGAGAUCGAUUUCAGUGGGAUCUUUGCGGGGAGGGAAGAGGAGCAGAAGGGGGCUGGGUUUAUGCUUAAGAUGGGUUGAAGUGUGGGGAAUGGUCAAGUGCGAGUGGGUGCUUUCAAUAGAUAUAUUUAUUGUUUAUUGACUACCUGAGCGCGUCAUUGCGGGCGGUAUACAGCGAUGCCAUGUGAGAGCGUAAAGGGGUAUCCUUGAUCCCGGAGGCUGCUAAUUCUAUAAAAUCAAAAUGGAAGUCCAAAU
This is a messenger RNA of Aaosphaeria arxii CBS 175.79, 1623 nucleotides long. RefSeq names its product Pkinase-domain-containing protein. Bases 88 to 1449 code for a protein of 453 amino acids. NCBI's taxonomy places the organism in Eukaryota, Fungi, Ascomycota, Dothideomycetes, Pleosporales. The record is from RefSeq and is a predicted model, not a curated record. Gene Ontology annotation, molecular function: cyclin-dependent protein serine/threonine kinase activity; ATP binding. Gene Ontology annotation, biological process: protein phosphorylation; regulation of mitotic cell cycle. Gene Ontology annotation, cellular component: nucleus. The transcript is spliced from 3 exons.